UGUUCAGAAGAUAGCGAAUAAUGUUACCGUGCGUGAUUACAAUAUAUUCACAAUAUAGUAUAAUACGUUUACUUAAUAUUACUUGUGAAUAUUAUUUUUUUUCUUAAUUCGUAGUAAGUACUUGUUAUCUCUUGACGAACUAUAAAAUCAUAUUAAACCCUGUUUCUGUUCUUGUAAGCAUUAAGUUUCCAACCAAGUUAUGAAAGAAACGAUAUCAGUUAUGAAAAUGUUUGAAUAAAAGUAUCACAGAAAAUGCAAAGAAAUAAAGUUGAUGGUAAUUACGUGAUACUUGAAGGCUUAAACAGUAAAUAAAUUGAGUCAUGUUUGCCAGGGUUAGAAACUUUUUUUAUAACCACAGACGAAAAUUUCUCUUCGGUGGAGUAUUUGUGGGUACCUUGUACAUAUUGGCCAGGUAUGCACGAAGCAAACUCCGAGAAUGGCAGGAGAAGGAAGUCAAUGAGUUGCUCGAAAGGAGCAGACGCAGGCAACACUUUGAAAGCACAGAAAGAACAUGUGACCAGACAGUGCUCAUGCUUUCUGGUAAUCUGAGGACUGCUAUCACCAAGUGUCUUGACUGUGAGAAAAUUGUUAAUGACCUGAGAGUUGGUGUGCCAAACAAAGUGUCGGCAUGGAAUACUCUGAACGUUCUGGCUAUCUCAAGAACUGCAACCAUUAUUUAUUCUUACACCAUGCUUGUUAUUACUUUGAGAAUACAGUUAAAUGUGUUAGGCGGUUGCAUGUUCAAAGAUUACAAGAUCCCCGACACAUCACCACAGAGUGCAGAGAAAGUUACUGACAGUAUAAAAGAAAAGUACUUGUCGUUGUGUGGCUAUUUGAUUAGUGAUGGAGUACAAAAUCUAGCACUGGUGAUACAGGAAAAAGUCAAAGAAAUCAUAUCCAGUUAUUCUCUUCAGGAUCAAUUGCAUUUGCGUGACGUGCAGAACAUCUAUUGGGCAAUAACUUCCACGAUAUCGAUCACAGAACGCCAUGAUCCAGUGAAAAACUUUUCCUCCUAUAUCUUUGCUCCAGACUACGUCUCAAGUAACCAAAAAGAAAAACCACUUGCCAAGUUGUUGGAACAAACUCUGGAUCUCUUAGAGAGCCAGGAAGUCCAAGAUUUGAUGCAAACCAAUCUGAGAAGUGGAUUUGCUUUGUUAAUUGACAGAAUAUCUGAGUACUUCAAUCAAAAUGCUAAAAUUGAUGAUCCAAGCAUAAGUGCCGACACGUUUGUAAACUUGAACUCUGUGACAAUGCCAAUGGCCAAGAUCAUUCCAAUUUUAAAUGGCCAGGUGCCAGAGAAUCCAACGUGUGGUGAUUUGCCGUCCGAUUGGCUGCAAAGACUGCUACUCAGCGAAGAGCUCAAAGCUUUGGGAGCCAAUAUUUAUGAAGCUUUUAGUUACUAGAUUUUUUUACAGAUUCUUCUCUUCAUUUUUUGUUAUUUCGUGGAUAUACGAUUUUUAUGAAAAGGUAUGGAUUGCAUAAUUACUGUUAUAACUGCAAGGUAAGGGUACUCUAAAGCGUUUUAUGUUUAAAAAAACGUUAUAUUGACACAUUUAUCUGUAUGAAAAGGCGUUGAUUCUUUGUAAGUUUAUUACCAAGUACUUUCUGUUGACUCAUACUGUUUCACGAUUUCUGGUGAUUUUUAAACUUUUUUUUUUAUAUAUCAGAGAAAAAUAAAUGAUUUAAAGUAGCAAAAAAGUCACAAAGCUAGUUGGAUGUGAUUUUCCAUUAUUUAAAACGUUUUUUGACUGUAUCGACUUAAAAAGUUACGUGACUUUUUCCAGUGCAGCAGUCAUGCUUGAAUAGUUAUUAAUAUACGCAUUUUUAUGAUUUUUUUUGAUAAAAUGGUUUUUUAUGACACAAUUUCUGCUUUGUAUUAAAGAGCUGUGUUUUUUCAAACCUGUAAGAUUUGCGUCAAAUCAUUUAUUCUAAAAUAUCAACCAGAAACGUCAGCUACUAUAAAACAAUUAUCAUUGCCUCGAAAAUUUUUGUCAUUAUUAUGAAAAAAUUAUUCAAUGUGAAAAAGUUGUAUUUUUUUAAGU
Messenger RNA from Copidosoma floridanum, 2042 nucleotides. RefSeq names its product peroxisomal biogenesis factor 3 (gene Pex3). Gene Ontology annotation, cellular component: peroxisomal membrane. The record is from RefSeq and is a predicted model, not a curated record. Lineage: Eukaryota; Metazoa; Arthropoda; Insecta; Hymenoptera; Encyrtidae. Gene Ontology annotation, biological process: protein import into peroxisome membrane. Gene Ontology annotation, molecular function: protein-macromolecule adaptor activity.